Geodia barretti is the source of this 108-nucleotide messenger RNA. Lineage: Eukaryota; Metazoa; Porifera; Demospongiae; Tetractinellida; Geodiidae. The record is from the annotation of a GenBank genome assembly.
AUGCGGGUCGGAACUUACCCGACAAGGGACUUCGCUACCUUAGGACCGUUAGAGUUACGGCCGCCGUUCACCGGGGCUUCAGUUUGGUGCUUGCACACCGCCCCUUAA